Messenger RNA from Pezoporus occidentalis (night parrot), 2022 nucleotides. RefSeq names its product CGG triplet repeat binding protein 1 (gene CGGBP1). Gene Ontology annotation, molecular function: double-stranded DNA binding. The record is from RefSeq and is a predicted model, not a curated record. The transcript has 2 exons. Gene Ontology annotation, biological process: regulation of transcription by RNA polymerase II. NCBI's taxonomy places the organism in Eukaryota, Metazoa, Chordata, Aves, Psittaciformes, Psittacidae. Gene Ontology annotation, cellular component: nucleus. Bases 87 to 590 code for a protein of 167 amino acids.
GGGGCCCAGCGGAGGAGCGGCGGCGGCGGCGGCGGCGGGGCGUGCGGAGGCCGAGCGGCUUUCAGGUAGAGUGCAUUGAAGGCACAAUGGAACGGUUUGGAGUCAAGUCUGCUCCGUCACGUAACCGCUCGAAGACCGCUUUGUAUGUAACUCCUCAGGAUCGCGUAACUGAGUUUGGCAGCGAGCUGCACGAAGAUGGAGGAAAGCUCUUCUGUACUUCCUGCAAUGUGGUUCUGAAUCACGUUCGCAAGUCUGCCAUCAAUGACCACCUCAAGUCUAAAACGCACACAAAGAGGAAGGCAGAGUUUGAAGAACAGAACGUCAGGAAGAAGCAAAGGACUCUGACUGCCUCCCUUCAGUGCAACAGCACUGCCCAGACAGAGAAAACCAGCGUCAUCCAGGACUUUGUGAAAAUGUGCCUGGAAGCUAAUAUUCCACUUGAGAAGGCUGACCAUCCAUCUGUGCGAGCCUUCCUGUCCCGCUAUGUCAAGAAUGGCAGUUCGAUACCUAAGUCAGACCAACUAAGGAAAGCAUACCUGCCUGAUGGGUAUGACAAUGAGAACCAGCUCAUCAAUACUGAAGACCGUUGAGAAGGAAACUGUUUUCAUCAUUGUUGUGAAGUUUUACAUAUUGAUGGUGUGCUUUAUUUUUAUAUUCAUGCAUAUAAACAGUGUUACAUAUUGGUUUUACAAGCUAUUUUGUAUUAAUGUAGAAAUGACAAUCUAUUUGUGAACUUGGUGGUAUGCCACAGACUGUUGCUAACCCUGCUGUAGACUUCUGAGCUACAUUGGUGUAGAACUCACGCUGAAUGUAGGGAGCAUAACCUGGCAGACACCUUAUCCACGUUCAGUCCAGCUGUACCUGACGCUAAGAAAAAAGCACUUGGAUGGAGGACCUCAGUUACCUAAACCGUGCAUCUAAAUAUACAAGGAAUAUGACACGAUGGAGAUUGUUAAUCAUGUCAGUGGAUUGCUUUUUCCAGUAUCCUGUCCAUGAAUGAUCGAGAGGAAGUGCUGCACAUUUGAAAUGCAAGAAGCUGUAGAAUGGUUAGUUAAAACAACUGCUGUGUUGGAGGAGGAUUAUUGCAAAUUCCUAUUCAAGUUCGGUUUAUGUUCUAAAAUGGGAAACAUUUUUCUUCUAGAAUACUCUUCUAUCCUACUUGGUGCAAUUGUGGAUGUCUGGCUCCAAUAGCUGGUCUCUUGUACUGACUGCUGACCUCCACUGUUAUGAAUUUCGGAGUUCUGCAUGUUUACCAGUCCCCCUUUUCUAAAAUCACAGUUUCAUUGCUCUGUUUAACAUGUCCCCUUCAAUUUCAGUGCCAGUCGUUGAAAGUCAAAUUGACAACCCAGUAACUGAGUGUGGCUUGCAGUGCAGUUGCUGACAAGUGAAAUUUACACUGGGUGAAAAUCUUAGUAGACAGGAUUAAUGCCUUUUUUUACUAGCAGGACAGAGGAUACUAGAUCUAAAUUGGAGAUGGUGGAAGCACUAAACAGUGGAGUUGAGAAAGCUUUUUUUACUGUGCAUAUAAGAAGAGGCUCCUUCAGCUUUCCCUGAAGGUCUUCUCCAUCUCUGGCCUUGUUUUCAGCCUUUUAGGCAAAGGAGGUAAAGCAAUUAAGAUAGUUUUCAAAAUGGUUACUGGAAAGGCUAUUCAGUACCUGUAAAGGCAAACAGAAAAGAAUGUAUGCUUUGCAGCUCUACUGGAAUUACAGGCCUGGGCUGUGUUUCUUACUCUGUGCAAAGGCCAUAUCUAUAAAGGGCAACAAAGGCUAGCAAGGACUAGCAAAAAGUAAAAUGGGCAAUUGAAGAAUUUCAAUAUGUUACCCUCUCUGAAAUCUAGUAAACUAUUAUGGAGCUAUUCCAAAUUAUGCCAAAUAAUCCACUCAGCGUAAGUGCUCUAUAAAGUUUUUGAAUGGAAUGAGGGAGCUUUGUGCAAAGUGCUGGAGUUAGAGCACCUUCUGUCUGCUUUAGUUUUUCUUGAGGUGCUCCAGGUUUCGGGGAGGCACCAGGCAUCUAGUAACGCAG